This is a messenger RNA of Macrosteles quadrilineatus (aster leafhopper), 1848 nucleotides long. RefSeq names its product ATP-dependent DNA helicase PIF1-like. NCBI's taxonomy places the organism in Eukaryota, Metazoa, Arthropoda, Insecta, Hemiptera, Cicadellidae. Gene Ontology annotation, biological process: telomere maintenance; DNA repair. The transcript has a single exon. The record is from RefSeq and is a predicted model, not a curated record. Gene Ontology annotation, molecular function: DNA helicase activity. The coding region runs from base 1 to 1848 and encodes 615 amino acids.
AUGACUGUAUCUUGCCGUGGUUAUGCCGACCUCCUGUCCCGCGGUGGACCAAACUGCCGCACUUUUCAAGGGGUCGCGCGGCAUCUUGGCUUGGUGCAAGACGAACAGGAGUACCACUACGCACUGCGCGAGGCCGCCACUUUCAUGACUGGCCCGAGACUUCGUUCUUUCUUUGUGAUCCUCUGCAACAUGGGGGCUCCUGCAGCUCUCCUGUGGGAUGCUUUCCGUGAUUCCAUCUGCGAGGACCACAUAGAGCGUAAUCCUCUCGAUGUUGAACUGGCCUACAAGCUAGGUCUCAUCGAUAUUGAUCGGAGUCUUCGUCGGCAGGGUUCUUGCGUCGCAGAUCAUGGCCUCCCCGAUGUACACGAUGACACGACGGAGUUGGGCAGAGAACUGCUCUUACAUGGUGAAAAUCAACAGAGAGUGUUUGUGGAGGAGUGGGUGCCAAAGCUCUCUGAAGAUCAAAACCGCGUAUUUGAGUACGUUACCUCCGUUCUCAAUGCCCCUGCCAGCGGAACGUCGUCGAAAAUCAUUUUUCUUGACGGCCCGGGAGGCUAUGGGAAGACCACUCUGAUUCGUGUCAUUCUCGCAUACGUGAGAGGUUGUCGUCAGGUUGCACUGGCAGUCGCUAGCUCUGGGAUCGCCGCGGGUAACAUGCCUGGUGGAACUACAGCUCACAGCAUGUUCCGGUUGCCACUCGACUUCGGUGACGGCACCGGCUUUUGGAACAUCACCAACGGCUCCCAGCGAGCAGAGCUCAUCAGGGCCGCAAGGCUCAUUGUCUUUGAUGAGGCCCCGAUGGCACAUCGGUUCGUUUUCGAGGUUCUUGACAGAUCCCUGCGAGACCUCAUGCGUUCCAGUGAGCUAUUUGGUGGUAAAAUAUUCCUCUGUUGUGGCGACUUUCGCCAGAUCGCGCCUGUCGUUGUAAACGCUCGUACUCCAACUGACAUUGUUUGUGUCUCACUUCGGGCUUCCCAUCUGUGGCAGCAUUUCAAAAUUUUUGCCCUGACAACAGCUCAUCGGACUAGUAGUUCCACAGCCUAUUCCGAAUUCCUUCUUAGGGUAGGCAACGGAACUGUCAGUUCGACCACUUUCUUGGAGGGACGGAACGAACAAAGUCUAAUUCCGCUGCUCGGGAUUAGACAAGUGACGUCUUUGACUGAUUUGGUCGAUUCCGUCUUUCCCGCAAACGUCCUACUCGACUCUGAUAUGUGUUCGCGACGCGCAAUCCUCUCGACUCUGAUAGUGAACGUCAAGGAGAUCAACGACCACAUCUUGAACUCCCUCGACGGUCAUCUGUACGAGCUGAGGAGCGCCGACACAGUCGACAGAGAGAACGACGAUGGCCUGGAUGUCGACGUUCAACUCCUGAACACGGCUACUGGCAAGGGCGUACCAGACCAUGUUCUGCGGCUGAAGAUCGGUUCUGUUUGCCUCAUUAUGAGGAACCUCAACAUCGCUGAAGGACUCGUCAACGGCACUAAAGUCAUCGUAAUCGGCAUCACCAACCGCCUGAUUACAGUGAGACUUCCCGGACAGACGCAACCUAUCGGAAUUCCCCGGAUUACCUUUACUUUUGCGUUUGUCGAGGGUUCGCCGUUACGUGUUCGUCGACGUCAGUUCCCACUGAUGUUGGCCUAUUGCAUGACCGGACACAAGAGCCAAGGUCAGACAAUAGAUUCAGUCGGUGUUGAUUUACGGACCGAUUGCUUCACGCACGGGCAACUAUACGUCUUGCUCAGUAGGGUCAGACAUCCAGACCAUAUUGUUGUUCUCGUACACCCCGAACGUGUCCGAGAUGGAAUCGCAUACGCAAAGAACAUCGUGUAUGGCGAUCUCCUUCUCUAA